ACCUCCCAUUAUUUCCUAGAACUUGGCUCAGUGUAGGAGAGCUCCUCUAUCCAGUGCCUAUGCUAGCUGCUCUCAGGAGGCAAGGAGAGAGAAAAUGAAGCCUUCGUUUUGCUUCCUGCUUUUAUUCUUGAUUUCUGAAAUGCACAGCCUUGAUCUCAUCAUCGAGGGGAUCCCAGAUGAUCUGAAUAAUUUACUUGACCUGGAGGUCGAUGGAUUCCUUUCAAAGCUGAUGGCAGGAAGUGGCAGGUACCAGAGAAGCACAUCGGACGAGCACUCUGGAGAGUCGACGGACGACAGUGACAAGAUAGGUAUUUACAGCUAUAAAGUCCAGUCCACGAUCACAUCGCGUCUGGCCAGCACAAUGAUCCAGAGCAAAGUGGUGAAUAAUGCUAAGCACCCUCAGCACCUGGUGUUUGAGGUGCAGAUCCCCAAAGGAGCCUUUAUUGACAACUUUACUAUGGAUGUCAAUGGAAUAACAUUUACCAGCUCCAUUAAAGAAAAAUCUGAAGCCAGGAGAAUGUAUGCUCAAGCCAGAGCCAAAGGCAAAGCUGCUGGAAUAGUGAGGAGCAAUGCCCUGGACAUGGAAAACUUCAGAACAGAAGUGAAUGUGCCAGGAGGAACAAAAGUCCAGUUUGAAAUUCAUUAUCAAGAAAUGAUUCGGAGGAGAUUGUCAUCUUACGAGCACACUAUCUCUCUGAGGCCCGGGCGACUGGCAAAGCACCUUGAGGUAGACAUCCGGAUUAUCGAGCCUCAAGGACUUCGUUAUGUGCAUACUCCUAACACACUGGGAGACCACUUUGAUGGAAUCACUACCUUGUCAAAGGGAGAGAAAAAGGCCCACAUAUCCUUCAAACCAACACUGGCCCAACAGCGAAAAUGCCCCACUUGCUCCUCCACGGCAGUAGAUGGGAAUUUUGUGGUGCAGUAUGAUGUGAAUAGAGAAAAGGCGGCUGGGGAACUGGAAAUUUUUAAUGGCUAUUUUAUUCACUUCUUUGCUCCUGAAAAUCUGGAUCCUCUGCCCAAAAACAUCUUAUUUGUUAUUGACGUCAGUGGUUCAAUGUGGGGCCUGAAAAUGAAACAAACCAUUGAAGCGAUGAAGGCCAUUCUGGGUCAGCUACAGCCUUCAGAUCAGUUUUCUCUCCUGGAUUUCAACCACAAUGUCCGAUGCUGGAGGGAUGGUUUAGUUGAAGCCACCCCAUCACAGAUUGACGAGGCCAAGAACUACAUCCAGGGAAUCCAUCCUAAUGGGGGUACAAACAUCAAUGAAGCUCUUCUUCGAGCAACAUUCAUUCUAAAUGAAGCCAAAAACUUAGGAAUGCUGGACCCGAACUCGGUCUCUAUGAUCGUCUUUGUGUCCGAUGGAGACCCCACUGUAGGUGAGCUGAAGUUGACUACAAUCCAGAAGAAUGUGAAACAGAACAUGCAGGAUGACUUCUCUUUGCACUGCCUUGGGAUUGGAUUUGAUGUAGACUAUGAUUUCCUGCAGAGACUUGCUCAGGAAAACCGCGGCACAGCCCAGAGGAUUUUUGGAAAUCAGGAGACCUCUUCCCAAAUGCAGCAAUUCUACAGCCAAGUCUCCACCCCGCUCCUCAGAAAUAUCGAGUUCAACUAUCCUCAGGAAUCGGUGUCAGACAUCACCCAGAACAGCUUCCAUAACUACUUUGGAGGGUCAGAGAUUGUGGUAUCAGGGAAGGUCGACACUCAAAACUUGCAGCACCUGGAGAGUGUUGUCACAGCCACUGCCUCGAAUGCACAGCUAGUCAUGGAAACCCUGGCGGAUGUCGAGGAACUGGAUGAUUUCAUGAGCAAAGAUAAAUACGCAGACCCCAAAUUCACUGAGAAGCUGUGGGCCUACUUGACUGUCAACCAGCUUCUAGCUGAGAGAAACCUGGCCCCCACUGCUGCUUUGAAAAGGAACAUCACCAAAUCAAUCUUACAGAUGUCUCUCAACCAUCACAUUGUGACCCCCUUCACAGCCAUGGUGAUAGAGAAUCCCAACGGGGACGAACGGAUGCUGGCAGAUCAACCUCGAGACAACAAAAAAGGCUGCUGCCCAGGUACCCUGGGGAUAACCCCAAAAGUCCCUGACAAAACCAUCCCAUCCUGGGCAAAUCCCACACCUGUGGCACCAAGUCCAGCAUCUGCACAAAAAGCUCCAACGUUUGCAAUGAAACCCAUACACACAGUUGAUAAUGACCCACAUUUCAUCAUCAACCUGCCAAAGAGCCAAAAGAACAUCUGCUUCAACAUCAAUGCUGAGCCUGGAAAGAUUCUGAACUUGGUUUCAGAUGCUGAUACUGGAGUUGUAGUCAAUGGGCAACUCAUCGGGGCCAAGAAGCAAGAGCAUGAGAAACUGAACACUUAUUUCGGCAAAAUCGGCUUUUAUUUCAAAAGCAAAGACUUGAAAGUAGAAGUCAGCACAGAGAUGAUAACCCUGAAAGAUGGAUCUUACAGCACUGGGCUGUCCUGGGCCGACACUGGAAGCAUCAUUCGGAAAAGGUUGCUGGUGUCCGUGAAGAGGGAACACAAUGUGACUAUCACAGUGGAUGGGGAAAUGUCCUUCAUGGUUGUACUUCACCGCGUGUGGAAGAAUCACCCUGUCAAUGUUGAUUUCUUGGGAAUCUACAUUCCCCCUUCAAAUCCGUUUUCUUCCAAAGCACAUGGGCUGAUAGGCCAGUUCAUGCCUGAACCAGAAGUGUCUAUCUUCAUCGAGAGACCUGGUCAGGAUCCAAAGAAACCAGAAGCCACCAUGGAAUUCAAAGGACACAAAUUUACAGUCACCAGAGGGUUGCAGAAAGACUACAGGACCGACCGAGUGUUUGGAACGGAUGUGCAAUGCUGGUUUGUGCACAACAGUGGGAAGGGUUUCAUUGAUGGGCAUUACACAGAUUAUCUUGUCCCCCACCUGUACAGCUUUCUGAAGAAUCCCUGAAAGGCCAAAUGCUAAACCAGUUUAUAAAGAAUAAAAAUCGUUUUGUUUCCUUUCCACGCGCAAGACAACUCAUUCUUCUUGGCCUAACAACCCAGGCCACUGGGCAACAGGUAUUUGACUAAAGCAGCCAUUGAUUCAAGUAGUGUUUCAGAGUGGAGGAGGAGGCUGUCACUGUAAAACACAAAAGUUGCUUUCCUUUAUAAAUACAUUUCUUAAUAAGUAGUACAUUUAAAAAAAAAUAAAAAACUGUAAUAACACUA
Messenger RNA from Alligator mississippiensis (American alligator), 3192 nucleotides. It is a transcript of the gene ITIH2, whose product is annotated as inter-alpha-trypsin inhibitor heavy chain 2. The transcript has 21 exons. The record is from RefSeq and is a predicted model, not a curated record. NCBI's taxonomy places the organism in Eukaryota, Metazoa, Chordata, Crocodylia, Alligatoridae. The coding region runs from base 95 to 2932 and encodes 945 amino acids. Gene Ontology annotation, molecular function: serine-type endopeptidase inhibitor activity. Gene Ontology annotation, biological process: hyaluronan metabolic process.